AUGACAUUGACAUCUGCGAGCUCUGACUGUGUUAGAGGGGUUGUACGAAUGGACUGUCCUCCUGCGACUUGUUUCACCAGAGUAGGAAGCUUGCAGCGUGAGAACGGAGGCAGCGGAUGCACUACAAUAGGGACUGUGCGACAAGCUCAUGGCAACCUCAUGCUUUUUGCGCUCUUCCGUCCUAAUCUCUUCAUCUUCAUGAACUCUCAUUUGCAUUGAGUGCACAUUCAACAGCUGGAGACCUCCCGUCGCUUUAUACGUACUCGUUGAAUCAGCUUCCCAGCUUUGCGAGCGACGAUCAUCGCUCGGUGUCAGUCCUGUGAGUUGCCGUGACUUGCCUGCAGCAAUUCAGGAUUCUGUGCCUCCUAACGACCCACUGAUAACCCUUUGACCCCCUUUUCUCCCUUCCUUUCUCUCUCUUUUAGCUGUCAUUGUCACAUCAAGCAUUGACCCUCGAGCACCAUGCCGUCUACCACAAGCUCUCGCUUGAUUUCCUCCGUCUCCAGCUUUGACUAUUUAUCGUCCUCUGGUCAUUCUCGCGAAGGGAGUGACUCAUCGGAGUCCUACAUCACUCUCUCAGAUGAGGUCUCCUCUGAAGAGGACGAGAUUUUACUCUCCUUUUCCGAAGUCUCUUCUUCCGCCGGAAUCAUAUCUCCGGCUAUUUCGCAAGGCGCGCAGUCGCCAAACACUUUUUCAGAUGACGAUUACGUCGUUUUCGGAGGGGUCAGGACGCCUGAAGGACAUUUCGACUCCUUUGCGGCCGGGGGAAGCGCAGUAGCCAAUGUCGAUUCUAUCACCGAGACUUUGGCGCAGCUGGAGAUCAGGCAGAGGAGAUCGAGGAAGGCGAGACGAAAUGCACAGACCAGUGCAAAUAGCGAUACAGCCAGUGUCCGACUGGUCUCUCAGCCUGCUUCGCCGAAGAGAAAUAGGAAGCGACGAAAUGCUGCUGUCAAUUCGUCUGAUGACGAGGGGUCACUUCCUGAUGUCUCUGCUACGCCCUCACCCUCUCCUCAUUCGAAUUCGUCUUCACCGAAGCCAAAGAAGAACAAGAAGAAGGGCAAGCAAGGAGUUGUAUCGGCAUCUGCUCCUGGCCUCGUCUCCAAGAAGUCGGAUUCGUCAAGCAAGUCAUCGAAGAGCCCGAAAGGUACACCUACUAAGACCGUCGUCGCGUCCAAAGCUGGAUUAGGCGAAAGGCCCAUCGUGGACGAUGUUUCUGAAGCGGGUGAUUACAAGGUUGUUACAGCUGGCUAUGAGGAGGCCGUUCAAUAUGUGACGUCCGUAUUAUCUGACCCUUCACCGAAGACCAACAGCAACCUCACGCUCUUACAUGCUCUGAUCGUCGAGCUUGGACUCUGCCCAGGCGCAACAUUCUCCGUCAUCACAAAUGCGGCCGAGAAUCUCCCCCGUUCGCUCAAAGCGGCCAAAGCUCUCCUGAAAUCCAAUGCUUUCCUCAACGUCCGAGAUUACCUCGCCGUUCGUCACAAGGGAUUAGACGCGCUUCGAAGCGUCAUGCACCCCAACCGCAAAUCCUUGCAAAAGGAUAUAAGGAGCGGUAAGAAGUCGGAUAGGCGCGUGCCGAGGGAGUACGUCAAGCAAUCUGGGUUGGGUGUGUUCUUGGUUACUUGCUACUAAGACAUAAGACACAUAAAGGUAAGUAAGUGUGGAUGGUGGUGAUGGUGGCGGGAGAUUAUCUUCAGACCGCAUGCUGUGUCCCGGUUCUUUCGUCACAUUCCUGUCGCCCAUUCUUUCAAAGCCUUAUAGUUCAGUUCGAAUGUCCCCCCUUUUUCGAUUCAAAUUUUUUCUUGACAACACCAUCUGACACCUUGAUUUUUCUGCCCGAGCUGUUUAUUCGACGUCUUAAACCAAAUGUACUUGUAACUUCUCCUUCAUCAUGCCUUCCCUCAUUGUCCCAUCCCACACUCCCUCCGUUGUUCAUCUUUUUCUUGCUCGGUCCGAAUAAACGUGUGCAGUCACUCCUUGCUCUUUUCGUUAACCAAUAACCCUAACUCGGUGUCCUACAUAAACGUUUUGUGAAUAGUACGAUUGGUUCUCAAUGCUAGCUCAAUGCUCGAUUCCAAGCGGUAGACACGCAGAUAGAC
This is a messenger RNA of Somion occarium, 2099 nucleotides long. The record is from the annotation of a GenBank genome assembly. NCBI's taxonomy places the organism in Eukaryota, Fungi, Basidiomycota, Agaricomycetes, Polyporales, Cerrenaceae.